GAGGCGGAAGCGGAAGCGCGGCGGGCGCCAUGGCCGCCGGGGGCCUGAGCCGCUGCGAGCGCAAGGCGGCCGAGCGCGUCCGGAGGCUGCGGGAGGAGCAGCAGCGGGAGCGUCUCCGCCAGGUGUCGCGCAUCCUGAGGAAGGCGGCGGCCGAGCGCAGCGCCGAGGAGGGCCGGCUGCUGGCCGAGAGCGCGGACCUGGUGGCCGAGCUGCAGGGCCGGAGCCGGCGGCGCGAGGGCCUGAAGCGGCGGCUGGAGGAGGUGUGCGACGCCCCCGACGAGCUGCGGAGGAAGGUGCGCGAGCUGGCGGGCGCCGUGCGCGGCGCCAAGUUCCUGGUGGUCUACACCGGCGCGGGCAUCAGCACGGCAGCUUCUAUCCCAGACUACCGGGGCCCUAAUGGAGUGUGGACGCUGCUGCAGAAAGGGAGAAGUGUGAGUGCCACCGACCUGAGCCAGGCCGAGCCCACCCUCACCCACAUGAGCAUCGCGCGCUUACAUGAGCGGAAGCUGGUGCAGCACGUGGUGUCUCAGAAUUGCGACGGGCUCCAUCUGCGCAGCGGGCUGCCCCGCACCGCCAUCUCCGAGCUCCACGGGAACAUGUACAUCGAGGUCUGCACUGCCUGCACCCCCAACAGGGAGUACGUGCGGGAGUUCGAUGUGACUGAGCGGACAGCCCUCCACCGGCACCAGACGGGCCGGGCCUGCCAUGCAUGUGGGGCCCCGCUGCGGGACACCAUCGUGCACUUCGGGGAGAGGGGGACUCUGGGACAGCCCCUGAACUGGGGGGCAGCCACCCAGGCGGCCAACAAGGCUGACGCCAUCCUGUGCUUGGGCUCUAGCUUGAAGGUGCUGAAGAAGUACCCGCGCCUCUGGUGCAUGACCAAGCCCCCCAGCCGGCGGCCCAAGCUCUACAUCGUGAACUUGCAGUGGACCCCAAAGGACGACGGGGCUGCCCUGAAGCUCCACGGGAAGUGUGAUGACGUCAUGCGGCUCCUCAUGGGCGAACUGGGCCUGGAGAUCCCCACCUACAGCAGGUGGCAGGACCCCAUCUUCUCCCUGGCGACCCCCCUGCGUGCCGGCGAGGAGGGCAGCCACAGCCGGAGACCGCUGCGCCGGAGCCCGGAGGAGGCCGCGCCGGGGGAGCGGGGCUCGCCUCUCGGCCCCGGCCCCGGCCCCGGCCCGGGCGGCUGGUUCGGCCGGGGCUGCGCGAAGCGCCCCAAGAGGAGGAGAGUCCCGUAG
This is a messenger RNA of Talpa occidentalis (Iberian mole), 1238 nucleotides long. RefSeq names its product sirtuin 7 (gene SIRT7). Bases 30 to 1238 code for a protein of 402 amino acids. The transcript is spliced from 10 exons. The record is from RefSeq and is a predicted model, not a curated record. NCBI's taxonomy places the organism in Eukaryota, Metazoa, Chordata, Mammalia, Eulipotyphla, Talpidae. Gene Ontology annotation, molecular function: NAD+ binding.